AAAAACAAAACAGAAAACAGCUAACUAACACAAUGAAACAUAAAAAACAUGAUUUUUACAUUUUUAAAAAUGGAGUUUUUAAACUUUUUUAUUUAAUUAUAUCGAAGUUGUAACAAAGGUAAACUCUCAGCUUUUAUUCAUGAUUGAUCAGACAAAUUAAUCCAACCACACCAUAAGCUAAACCCAUAAUAACAAAGCAACACAAACAACACUGGACAAAUGACUAAGUGAACACAGGGGCUAUGAAUAUAGAAGAAAUGAUAUGAAUGAGUCACGGAUGAAAUCAGAGCAAGGGCAAUAUAACAAUUAUUUACUCUCAAUGUCCACUGCUAUUCCAUGAACACGGCUUAUCAAUUUUUUAGAAGUUCACAGAAAAAGUGACUCACAUUCUGAUCAACAUACCACUCAUACAUGAACUACUCCUUGAUCUGGGACACAUGAUUACAUUUGCUUCUAUAACAUGUAAAAAAAAGUAUAAACAUUUAGUAAAUCUUCACACACACAAACAUGUAGUAUAUUGUAUUUGCAUUUUUCAUAAAACUCACUGGUAAAAACAUUUACAAUAUUAAAGUUUUUGUUGAUCAUCUCACUAACACAACGUUAAGGUGCCUUUGCAGUUUUUUUUUUAUCGGAGUUGAAUGAAUUCCUAUCUAAUCUAUGCACAUAAUACUAAUUUCAUCUUCAAACAAAAACUUAAACGUGAUUUUCCGAACACUGCCAGCUAACUGCAGUAAGUAAACGUGAGGAUGUUGUAAAUCAAACGGGGUUAAACUGGCAUCCGGUGAACUAUGUAACAGCAGCGCUAUCUUGGUGCAGUAGCAUUCGUGCCCUCUAUGUCACGCUGCUAGAGGUGUGGCGCCUUUUCACGCCUUUAACAGAGACGCUUCAAAACACGAGGCCAUCUUGGAGGAAGACAGCCUGCUGUGAAGUUCGCAGAACAGCCGAUGCACACUUUAUAACAAACGCGUGAACUCUAACAGUGCGUAUAGAUAUACCCGAGAGCACCCUGUGCAUAAAUCAACGGCUGUUUUUCAACUUCACAAGGCCCUUUUCUCGAUGACAGCCCCAGCCACUCCGACUCUGACCGCGCUCCGCCAGAAUCAACUGACGUUUCUUAUGUCCCGCCUCCACGUAGGCGCACGACCAAUGACAUCGCUCGAAAAUCUGAGCGUAAUGACGUUUCCGCUUCUGCGCACAUGCGCAAUGUCAUUUUGUCCAAAGCUCCUCACUGUUCACAUCGAAGAUGGCGGCAGGCUUUGACCUGCUAUAUAAGGAUUUCUGUAUUAAAAGAGUGGGCAAGAAACUUUUUCUCGUUACUUCAAGUUGUGUUAGAUUAGAAGUUACCAGAUCUUGUCACAAUAAAUUUGAGGUAAGCGCCCAGGCAGUUGGUAAUCACCCCGCCGACUCCGGGAAAAGAGGCAAUUCAACUAGCUAAUGUUAACAUUUUGCGAGCUCAGGCUACUGCUGCGAGUCUUGUAAAUAUGAACAUAGUGAAAGCAGCGAGUCUUGAAGUAUGUUAGAGCAUUAUUUCUCACAUGAUCAUUGUUACUAGUGGAGUUGAGUUGACAAGGGCGCUUGUCAAAUCCGUAUUGACAUUGUGACACGAGAUUCCCCUUCACUCACGCUCGCUCCUACUUCGAAAAGCAACUGGAGGGAAAUAAGGGGGUGUUUGCAGUGGAUGAAUCAAAACUUCUUGAACUGAUGUGCACACAGAUGGAUAACGACUAACCCGAUACAGUGUUUCUUAAUGCUAUGGUAACUACUUUGCCCAGCCACGGUGCGAAGAUCGGGACGUCCACAGUGCAAACUUUGAACGGAGGCAAUGCGAUGGAUCCGCACACUGGAAGCGGCACUCCAGUGUCCGGUGGCCAGUCGACAUCAUCAUCAGACGACGCUUCGGCUUCUGUCCCGGUUGUCAAUAACGGACCCGGGGUGUCGAAAGGACAUGCAAACGUGACUGUUGCCCCGAGCCCAAACACGGUGAUCCAGUCUUCUUACGGGAGUCCACAGUGUGCUGGACCCUCAGUUGUCAGGCCAUCUAUGCAAACUGCUGGAACAGGUUUAACUAUUAACGGAAGUAACAAUAACGCCGUUUCGGUGACUGUAGCCAAUGUAGCGACCCAGCCAGCACCGGGAAUAACUACUACCGCCACCCCUCUUUCGAUGAACCAGACACCCGCCUCUGUGUCUGCGAGUCCCAACAAGUCCGAGUCCCCUAAAACUGUCAGCCCCGCCGGCAUGACCCUCGGACCCCAGAUUCAGAGCCCCGUGGUGGCCACGGGAGCUGUUUUGCAGGGAGUUGCGAGAACAGCAGCUCCGGCGACUGUUGCAUCCAGUCCUGCCAUCAGGACUAUUGCGCCACAGGUGUUAGCGCCCCGACUACACCAGAGCAGCCCGGGCCAGGGCAUCCAGAACAUCCAGCUACCUCCAGGUAUGGUGUUGGUGCGUAGUGACAGCGGUCAGUUGUUGAUGAUUCCUCAGCAGAUGUUGGCACAGAUGCAGGCCCAGUCUCAGGCCACCCGCCCUGCUGCCCCCACCAGCACCACCCCUGGGCCAAUCACCUCUGCGCAGGUACCUGGAACCCCACUAAUGGCCCGACAGAUGACCCCUACCGCCAUCAUAAGGCAGGGAUCCCAGACAGCCAGCAGCACGGCCACCACCACACUCCAGAGACCACCUGUGCAGCAGGCAUCCUCUGUUGGCACAGUGCUGUCAGUGCAGGCGGGAACCGCCCAGAGGACUGUGACUGCUGCCACGGGGACCACCGUCACCUCGACAACGGAGACGAUGGAGAAUGUAAAGAAAUGUAGGAACUUUCUGUCCACGUUGAUAAAGCUGGCCACUAGCGGUAAGCAGUCAACGGAGACUGUCGCCAACGUCAAAGAGCUGGUCAAGAACCUGCUGGAAGGGACGAUUGAAGCCGAGGAGUUCACCAGCAGACUCUACAAAGAGCUCAACUCCUCUCCACAGCCUUACCUAGUGCCUUUCCUUAAGAGGAGUCUUCCAGCUCUGCGACAGCUCACUCCCGACUCAACAGCCUUCAUUCAGCAGAGCCAAACCCUCCAGUCACCCACUGUGGUGCUGACCAGCCCCAACACCGCUGCUACCACAGCUCCCCGCACACUAAUCCAGCCUGGCCUCAGCAACUCCAGCCACACCGCCUCUCUGGUGUUGCAGCCCUCGCAGCAGGGGACAAUAGUGAAGCCCCCUCAGGUUACCCUGACAACCAAUCCCAUGGUAACGCUCAGGGGUCAACCUCAAAGCCACGUAGUGAUGGGUCAGCCUCAGGUGCAGCUUAAACAGAUCCAGACAUUGGCACUAAAGCAGGGUGUGGUGAGCAGCACUAAACUGACUCAUGGUUCCGUAUCUGUAGCUUUAGUGCAGAGGAAUAAAGCGAAGGAUGCUGCAGGAGGAACUUUCAGGGAUGAUGAUGACAUCAACGAUGUGGCCUCAAUGGCAGGUGUUAAUCUUUCUGAAGAGAGCGCCCGAAUCCUGGCCACCAACUCAGAACUGGUUGGCGCAGUCACACGGUCUUGUAAGGACGAAGCUUUUCUCUCGGCCAGUAUGCUACAGCACAAGAUACUACAGAUAGGCAAGAGGUUUGGGGUGACGGAGCUGGGACCCGAAGUGGUGAACAUCGUCUCUCAUGCAACUCAACAGAGACUGCAAAACCUUCUAGAGAAAGUCUCAUUGAUUGCCCAACAAAAGAACAUGACUUACAAGGAGGACAGUCGGUACGAGCAGGUGGAGGACGUUCGCUCUCAGCUGAAGUUCUUUGAGCAGCUCGACCAGUUGGAGAAGCAGAAGAAAGAGGAACAGGAGAGAGAAAUUUUAAUGAAGGCAGCUAAGUCACGUUCGCGACAAGAGGACCCCGAGCAGCUGCGGCUGAAACAGAAGGCCAAAGAGAUGCAGCAGCAGGAGUUGGCGCAGAUUCGACAGAGGGAGGCUAACAUGACGGCGCUGGCGGCUAUUGGACCCAGAAAGAAAAGGAAACUGGAUUCUCCUUCGCUCGGGACUGACACAGAGGGAUCGGGUUUGUCAGGGAGUGCGUCCGGGGGCUUAAAUGCAGGAGCGUCGAGGCAGUACACUCGCCAACGCAUCACGCGCGUAAACCUCAGGGAUUUGCUCUUCUGUCUAGAGAACGAGAGGAGCACCAACCACUCACACUUGCUCUACCAAGCCCUCCUCAAAUAACUGAUGGCCCCUAUCCUUCCAUCUUUUCAGCCUUUAGGUCUCUGUUAUUGUUAUUAUCAUUCUCUGUCAUUCCCUUUAAAUCUUUCUUUAUCACUCUUGUACUCUUCUCACUUCAUCACUGUCUCACAUACUCACACAGUGAUACAUUUUCCUUCGCUUUCUCGAGUUGACCUGUGCUCCUCUGUCUUUCACAUUCGGUUUGUUUUAUGUCUUUUAAUUUGUCUUUUGGAUUUCAUUCUUUUAAUUGUGUUUUAAAAAAAUACAUAUAUCAUGUUUUUGUUUUCAUAGAAGGUGGCUUUGUAAUGUGCAAAUUAUGUAUGUAAAAAAGAAUUCACAGUGGAACUACCCAUUCAUUUUAUAUUUGUGUUUUUAUAAAGAUGUUUUAAGAAAUAAACGUGGACAAAGUUUCUAUUAAAAUAUUCGUGGUGUGGUGUUAUAACGCGAAGAAUACUACUACUGACGUCUGAAUCAGUUUCGUUUGCAUUGUUAACUUGGUUAAAAUAUAAUACCCGGUAUUUCCCCAGUCAUCAAGUGUUAUUUUAGUUACAUAAUCCGGUUAUUAAUGUUUUUUUAAAUCAAGUGUGUACAACAGGAUAUUUAGUCAAGCAGACGUCACACUGCCCAACAUUGUUGUUCCUUUUUUAAACCACUAGGUGGUACUGUAGACUUGUGCUCAUUGCUGC
This is a messenger RNA of Triplophysa rosa, 4877 nucleotides long. It is a transcript of the gene taf4, whose product is annotated as TAF4A RNA polymerase II, TATA box binding protein (TBP)-associated factor. The transcript is spliced from 15 exons. Lineage: Eukaryota; Metazoa; Chordata; Actinopteri; Cypriniformes; Nemacheilidae. Gene Ontology annotation, biological process: DNA-templated transcription; transcription initiation at RNA polymerase II promoter. The coding region runs from base 1753 to 4194 and encodes 813 amino acids. Gene Ontology annotation, cellular component: transcription factor TFIID complex. The record is from RefSeq and is a predicted model, not a curated record. Gene Ontology annotation, molecular function: RNA polymerase II general transcription initiation factor activity; DNA binding; protein heterodimerization activity.